This is a messenger RNA of Triticum aestivum (bread wheat), 565 nucleotides long. Its product is annotated as auxin-responsive protein SAUR71. The record is from RefSeq and is a predicted model, not a curated record. NCBI's taxonomy places the organism in Eukaryota, Viridiplantae, Streptophyta, Magnoliopsida, Poales, Poaceae. Gene Ontology annotation, biological process: response to auxin. The transcript has a single exon. Bases 91 to 375 code for a protein of 94 amino acids.
CCCAAGAAACUAACCACCGCGCUCGCCGCAGCUCCAGGUCUCCAAGGCCAUCGACCGGUCUGACCUGUUCUUUAAUUUUUAUUGAUCGCCAUGGCAUGGAGGAAGAAGAACGGCGGCGAGUCGUCUUCGCCCGGCGCCUCACCGUGCCGCGACGACGAGCGGGAGAAGGUCCCCAGAGGGCACGUCCCGAUGGUCACCGGCUGCGGCGCGCGCGUGGUGGUGCCGGUGAGGCUGCUCCGGGACCCGUGCAUCGCGGAGCUGCUUGACAUGGCGGCGCAGCAGUACGGGUACGGCCAGCCGGGCGUGCUGCGGAUCCCAUGCGACGCCGGACACUUCCGCCGGGUCGUCGACGGCGCGCUGCACAGAGCCGACUAGGCGCCCGGCGUCAUUAGAGCAUGUGUGAAUACAUAUGCAGCAGUGCCACUGUAGAAGAGUAUAGUUGGAUAUACGAAGUCUGUUCUUUGAUUGAUCAGUUCUUUUGUACAUGAAUGCACGAGGAACGUGAAAGACAAAUUUGUGUCAAAUUUGAAGUGCUCACUCCAUCUGCACAAGAACUAUAUGGUUA